UCCAACCUUCGAGGAGCCCGUAGAGACGAAAUGGCCCCGAAAGGCAAGGGCGACGCGAAGGCGGUGGCCGCCAAGGCUGCUAAGGCCGUAAAGAAGGGUAGCUUUAAGAAGUCACGGAAGCCACGGUUCUCAGUUGUUUUCCACCGGCCGAAGACCUUGAAGCGGACCCGGGAGGGCAAGUACCCCAGGAUCAGCACGCCUUCGCUUCAAAAGCUUGACCAGUACGCUGUCCUCAAGUACCCGCUGACGACCGAGUCGGCAAUGAAGAAGAUUGAGGACAACAACACCCUCGUCUUCAUCGUUGACCUUAAGGCCAACAAGAAGCAGAUUAAGGAGGCUGUGCAGCGCAUGUACGACAUUCAGACCAAGAAGGUCAACACUCUGAUCAGGCCCGAUGGGCAGAAGAAGGCGUACGUCUGCCUCACGGCCGAUUAUGAUGCCCUGGACGUUGCCAACAAGAUUGGCAUCAUCUAAAGCACUCGAAGGAGCUGGGAAGCGGCGAGUGGCGACUGCAGUAUCGGUUGUAACGCUGUGCAUGUGAUUCCAUUUGCUUUCUUUUCCGCUCCUUUUUCGCCAAUGACCAACGAAAAGCUUCAGGCAGCCAACGCACCAGCAAACUUUGCAGACAGCUGUUGUAUCAGCACUGGUUUGUAUUCAGCGGCAACCUGGCUGGACUUUGGAAACCAAUCACAGCAAGGGCGGAGGAAUCGAGUGGUUACCGGUUACAUAGCUAUCGGUGUGGUGGUUACACAUGCAAACAUCCACGGAGGAUGUCAAGGUGCCUUAUUGGUUGAAAACACAUACUGCAAAGGCAG
Messenger RNA from Volvox carteri f. nagariensis, 815 nucleotides. RefSeq names its product component of cytosolic 80S ribosome and 60S large subunit (gene rpl23A). Gene Ontology annotation, molecular function: structural constituent of ribosome. Gene Ontology annotation, cellular component: cytosolic large ribosomal subunit; ribosome. NCBI's taxonomy places the organism in Eukaryota, Viridiplantae, Chlorophyta, Chlorophyceae, Chlamydomonadales, Volvocaceae. Bases 31 to 474 code for a protein of 147 amino acids. Gene Ontology annotation, biological process: ribosomal large subunit assembly; translation. The record is from RefSeq and is a predicted model, not a curated record. The transcript is spliced from 4 exons.